Strongylocentrotus purpuratus (purple sea urchin) is the source of this 2321-nucleotide messenger RNA. RefSeq names its product HMG box transcription factor BBX-like. Bases 5 to 985 code for a protein of 326 amino acids. The transcript is spliced from 7 exons. The record is from RefSeq and is a predicted model, not a curated record. Lineage: Eukaryota; Metazoa; Echinodermata; Echinoidea; Camarodonta; Strongylocentrotidae.
AGGAAUGACCAAAAUAAAGAUGAAUAACAAAAAGAGGAAAAGUGAGAAGAGCUCCAAGAAAAAGAAGAAGAAGAAGAAGAAGGUCUUGAAGAGCAAUGAUUCUAGUAAAGCUUUAUCUCUUAGCUGGCCUGGUGCUUUAAAGGGUGCGCUCAAGACAGAGAGUCCGAGAAAAGAUGGAGAGAAGGAGGAGGAUGGCGAGAAGGAGAAGGAGAGUUGCUUGACCGAUGGUGAGGAAUCAAAGUCUUCAGGACAGAGAAAGUCUAGGAGGUCAUGCAAGGGUCAACUUUAUCGCAAGCUUGUUGAUCAGGGAAUGCUGGAGUCAUUGCAACGGCCUGAGAGACCAUUCAACUGCAAGAAAGCUUGGCGUCAUAGUAACGAGGGAAUGAGUGGUUUCAGCGAUGCUGAGGAUGAAGUAUUCCAACCUGAGGAUGGGAAAAAGACUAGAAGGCCAAGGAAAAGAACAAACAGUGGAUCUAGUCUUACAUGCUCAGACUUUGACUAUGGUGAGAUCAACGUUGAAGCCAGACUAGCCACGCUGCCUCAGUAUGCUCCAGAACAAUUCAGAACAAAGAAGAACUCUGGCUUGAAGUCUAAGAAGACAUCAGACAUCUACAAAAAUGCUAAGUUUAUCAAAGAGAGGGGAAAGAGUAAAGUGAUGAGGUCGUUGUCUUCCACUGAGAUGACCAUCAGCGGUAGCGGGAAGAGAAAGGCAAGGAAAUCAUCCAUCAUGCACCUCCUUCCAACUAAAGAUUCUCUCAGCACUACCGGCCCAAUGCAGUCAUCACCAUCAGCUCACACAGAUGACAUAGUAAUAGGAUCUAAGGUCAAGAGGUCAAAGAGUGACCCCCAACCCUUCACCCUAUCUGACCUUGCAGAGGUCGCUUCCAUGGAGCUCAAACCAUGCAGCUCUGCAAGCACAACAUGUACUCCUGGUUCUCACAUUGAGAGACCCAACCUCUGUCUUUCGGCAGUCACAGUCUCCUAACUCAACGUCACAAUGACAGCAUCACUGUCACAGUCUCCUAACUCAACGUCACAAUGACAGCAUCACUGUCACAGUCUCCUAGCUCAACGUCACAAUGACAGCGUCAAUGUCACAGUCUCCUGACUCAACGUAACAAUGACAGCGUCAAUGUCACAGUCUCCUGACUCAACGUCACAAUGACAGCGUCAAUGUCACAGUCUCCUAACUCAACGUCACAAUGACAGCGUCAAUGUCACAGUCUCCUAACUCAACGUCACAAUGACAGCGUCAAUGUCACAGUCUCCUGACUGAACGUCACAAUGACAGCGUCAAUGUCACAGUCUCCUGACUCAACGUCACAAUGACAGCGUCACUGUCACAGUCUCCUAACCCAACGUAACAAUGACAGCGUCAAUGUCACAGUCUCCUAACCCAACGUAACAAUGACAGCGUCAAUGUCACAGUCUCCUGACCCAACGUAACAAUGACAGCGUCAAUGUCACAGUCUCCUAACCCAACGUAACAAUGACAGCGUCAAUGUCACAGUCUCCUAACUCAACGUCACAAUGACAGCGUCACUGUCACAGUCUCCUAGCACAACGUCACAAUGACAGCGUCAAUGUCACAGUCUCCUGACUCAACGUCACAAUGACAGCGUCACUGUCACAGUCUCCUAACCCAACGUAACAAUGACAGCGUCAAUGUCACAGUCUCCUAACCCAACGUAACAAUGACAGCGUCAAUGUCACAGUCUCCUGACCCAACGUAACAAUGACAGCGUCAAUGUCACAGUCUCCUGACCCAACGUAACAAUGACAGCGUCAAUGUCACAGUCUCCUAACCCAACGUCACAAUGACAGCGUGAAUGUCACAGUCUCCUGACCCAACGUCACAAUGACAGCGUCAAUGUCACAGUCUCCUAAUUCAACGUCACAAUGACAGCGUCAUUGUCACGGUGAAAAGAUUCUGCCCAGGUUCACGCUGUAAGAUUAUGAAAACAACACAGAUGUGGAGAUCAGGUGCAGAUGCUUUAUUAUAGUUUGUGUGGUUUCCAACUGGAGUAAAGAUCAGCCUUACGGGAAGACUAGUAGAUAGCCAAUCAAAUACCGGUAUGUUAUCAUCUGCUAGUAGUUCUUUGAAACCUUCCAAACCAUUGGAAGCCUGAUGAAUGUUGCAUCUGAAGACAAAAUGAUUGAUUCCUCAAAGACACUCAUGUCCUCUCGUUUUUGUUGUGACAAAUGAGAAGCACUGGAAUGGAUAAAUUACACCUCAGUAUAAAGAGCUCUGAUGUCUUAAUAAUAAUAAUAAUAAUAAUAAUAAUAAUAAUCUUUUAAAGUCCACUCCAAAUUUUAUUAAA